This is a messenger RNA of Belonocnema kinseyi, 642 nucleotides long. RefSeq lists its product as uncharacterized. Lineage: Eukaryota; Metazoa; Arthropoda; Insecta; Hymenoptera; Cynipidae. The transcript has a single exon. Bases 1 to 642 code for a protein of 213 amino acids. The record is from RefSeq and is a predicted model, not a curated record.
AUGGAAGAAUAUCAUCAACUUCAUUAUAUGAAGUCCGUCAACAUCCCUGCACAUCCAAGGAGUAUCUCACGGUCAUUUUUUCUUCCGCAUCAUGGAGUUUGGCGUGAAUCUAGUUCAACCACGAAACUACGAGUAGUUUUUAUUGGUUCUAGACGAUCAAGUCGAGGCAUUUCAUUGAACGAGUGUCUUUACGCAGGGCCAAAAUUACAAUUAAAUAUUUCAGAUGUCUUGCUGCAGUGGCGUCUUCACUUCAUUGUCUUUUCUGUAGAUGUCGAAAAAAUGUGUCGACAGAUUAUUGUCCACCAAGAUGAUCAGGAUCUCCAACUUAUUCUGUGGCGAGAAAGUCAAAAUGAGCCCGUCCAAGUAUUUCGACUCAGUACUGUCACAUAUGGUCUGACUUGUGCCCCAUUUCUAGCUCUGCGCACCGUUCAGCAGCUUGGUCUUGAUGAAGGGGAUCGAUUUCCCUUGGCUGCUGAAGUGAUCAAAAAUGGCACCUAUGUUGAUGAUGUCUUAUCAGGAGUGGGUAAUUUGGAAGAUGCUAUUGAAUUACACAACCAACUACGCGGUCUCUUCAUGGCGGGCGGCUUGCCGCUCAAAAAGUGGAAUUCAAACAGUCAUGAGCUAAUGCAGCGCAUUCCGUAG